GGUCAAACUGUCCUCGUUGUUAUCAGAUCAUCGCUGGCGGAAUGUUUGUGUGUGCACCGUCCACCUGUAAUCACGAGUUUGCUGCAGUGGAAAAGAUUACUCAUAAAAUCACAUGCAUGUUCUCCAGCUUCUUUCGGCGAGUCGACCAGAGUGAAGACUGAAAACAUUCGCACCUGUGGAAGGUUUAGGUGAGAUAUGGCCCCAGCGUUCAGACUACAGGCUCCAGGUGAAAGUCUGGACAGUUUUGCUCAGAGACAAAUUACAACAACACCUUUGGAAAGGACCAGAUUCGGUCAAGAUGUUGACACAUUUGUACAGAUUUUGCAUUCUCAAGCUUUUUGUGGCUCAUACACCGUGAAAGAAGUGGUAAAGAGUGGCUCACUGGGCAAGGGGACAGCAGUGAGGGACCUGGCUGACAUCGACCUUGUCGUCUUCAUCAAUGGCCUGACCAGCAUCGCAGACUUGCAGGCAAACAGAGGCAGGCUUCUUAAUGACCUGGAGCAAAAAGUCAAAAAUGUUUUGGGUAUCUCUCCAGUCAAACGCACACAAUAUUCCCUGUCCUUUAACUGGAACGGACACAAGGUGGACAUCUUGCCGGCAUUUGAUCUUCUGUCGAGGUAUGGAGGGUCACCAGCCAAUAUCUAUAAUGCCAUGGUACAGUUUGGACCAAAUGCAGCUCUAGAGUUUUCUGCAUCAUUAGCGCCACUUCAGGUGCAGUUCGUGAAACCAGUGCCUGAGCAUGUCAAGAGAGUUAUCCGCCUCCUGAAGCUAUGGGCAGAGGAAAGGAGCCUCAACAUCCGAUCCUACGCUUUGGAGCUGCUCACAAUAUUCCUCUGGCGCAGCCGAGGUGGGGGAAACCCCGGUACUGACUUUCUCUUUUAUGAGGCGAUAAAGCAACUGAUGAACUGUGGCUUUCUUCGCAUCGCUUUUGAUGACUACUACAACAGCUCCUACUACACCAGCAUCCUGACACGAGGUUACAUUCUGGACCCAGCUAACCCCUACAUGAACACCCUGGCGGGGGCGGACACUGCGAAAAUCUCUUUGCAAGCUAUAAUGAUAACUCUCCUGUGAUAGUGUAUCUGAGACUACAGACUCUACGAGAAGAAAACUUUGUGCCCACGCACCGUGCACCAGAACUUACACACCUACGUAUAUAUAUAUAUGCACAGUACAUCGUUUGUUUCUGUAGUCGUUGUGCUUAUCCUGGUAAUGUUAAGUGCAAAGAGCCUGGCUACAUGCUAGGAUUCCACGCAUUACAAGAAAAUUAAUUCUUAUUUUCUAUAAUUAUUACUAAAUAUUUCUCACAUGUGAUCGGUCCCUCUCGUCAGGUAGUCGACUCGUCUAAUAUGUAAAGAAAUGUACAAGAUGAAUGUCAUAGGUUUAAGAUAAGCCUUAGAUAAAUUACACAGGUAGACUGACAUCCCCUCUAACUCUAUAAAUGUAGAUGUUUUAGAACAAGUCUGUUUAUUUCUUAAUGAAAGUAGCACAUUGAAGAAUUAAUGAUUUAUAUAACGAACUGCUGUGAUAAUGUUAGGUUAGCAAUCACUAUUUUUCACAGUGAAACAGGCAAACAAACUUGUCCCUUUUCUUCUUAAUUGCAGACUCUAGAGCUCUCACCUUUAUGUGGUGUCCGCAAUCUUAAUAGAGAAAGCUAAUUAAAAGGAGAUAGUAUUUUCAGGAAAUGUUCUGAGCAUUUGUAAAGUAUAUCCUAAUCAUCUUUGUUUUGCUGAGUGAUUUUUUGAUAUUAUAUUUAUUACUUAAAUCCAAAUAUUUUUAGUAGUAUUUUAUUUUGUCUGAAAGUAACUGUAGAAUUUGCAUGCGGCAAAUAGCUUAUUGACAUUUUUGGGGUUAAUUUUUUUGUGUAUAUUCCGCGGGCUUCUUAUUUUGAUUAAAGAAAACUAACAAGAAUACAACAAGCUUUGGGCAGUGCAUGAAGGUCACUGCCAGAUCCUUGUCAUGUCAGAGCUUGUUAGAAUGUCAUGUUAUUGAUGUUUUUAACAUCGUAAUAUAACUCUUUAUUAUUUAAAACAUUAAACCAAACUGAAAUCUGGCUGUUGAACCUUUCAUUUGAUUAACAGAAAUUGAACGAAGGAAUCAAGACCGUUAUGUUUGAAGCAUGUUUGAUUGUUGUCACUUGAUCUCACUCGGAAUUCUGCUGGCGACUGUUUGCCUAUACAGAAAUUGGAGAAUAUAACUUUCUAGUCAUUUAUUUCCGAUAUGUCGCUUUUAUUUUUCGUUUGUAUUGGUGUGAAAUGCUUCCAAUUGUGUAUGUGGUUAUUGGAAAACAAAUAUGUAAAGCGAUCAAAGGGAGGUCACUCACAAUAACAAUACUGUUUCUUUCCUCAUUACAUUUUAGAAUCAGUUGUUUGAGAAUUAAGUGUUUUCCUAAGACAGCAACUGAAUACAGGUUCAGAACACAAAAGUAAACCUCGCUUUCUAAUACAAUGUUCUUUAUCCGGACAUGAUUGUCUGCGUGUGUAUGUGUGUAUAUGAGAAUGUUUUCUUUUCUUUGUUUAGAAAGCCGCCAUACAUUCUUGACCCAGCUAAUCCAUUUAUGAACACCUUGCAUGGGAGGCCUAAGGCCUCUCACUUAGUUUCUACGAAAGCCUGGAAGGUGCUCAAAACCCUGAAACAACAGGAUGAGUGAGUACGAGACUCAGACAUGUGAGACCAUCUACAAUGUGGAAAGAGAACUCUUUCAAACAGUCCACUCCGUGGUAAAUAAUCAAGAUCUUGUCAUCGAGAUUUUUACUUUGUGCCUCAAGCAAAUGUUAACAUUAUCUUAAAUUUAAUCAUCUUGUUGGCCUAGAAAUGCCCAGAAUUAAGACUUUAUGGGAUGGUCACUACAAACACUUUACUCAUUUCUUAUUGGGUUUUGUUACAUUUGUUUGUUACCUUUUUAUAUUACAUUCCUUUCAAUUUUUUUUUUUAUAUGCGAUUAGAAAUCACAGUUUACAAAUUAUAUCCUGAUAGUUGUUUCUAGACUUUAACAAGUUUUGGUUUUUUUGCUGUUAAGAAAAUCAUUCCUAAUUAGCAAAAGAAAAGACUUCAAAAUAGUCUCUCGAUAAUAUUGUAUCAGUGUAGAGACAAAUUUGUGUUUACUUUAACUAUGUUUAUUAAAUGCAGCUAAAUAAACAUUGCUGAAGUCAAAGUUA
Pomacea canaliculata is the source of this 3158-nucleotide messenger RNA. RefSeq names its product 2'-5'-oligoadenylate synthase 1A-like. Gene Ontology annotation, molecular function: 2'-5'-oligoadenylate synthetase activity; double-stranded RNA binding. Gene Ontology annotation, cellular component: cytosol; nucleoplasm; membrane. The transcript has 7 exons. Bases 196 to 1074 code for a protein of 292 amino acids. Gene Ontology annotation, biological process: regulation of ribonuclease activity. The record is from RefSeq and is a predicted model, not a curated record. NCBI's taxonomy places the organism in Eukaryota, Metazoa, Mollusca, Gastropoda, Architaenioglossa, Ampullariidae.